Messenger RNA from Paramecium pentaurelia, 1724 nucleotides. Lineage: Eukaryota; Ciliophora; Oligohymenophorea; Peniculida; Parameciidae. The record is from the annotation of a GenBank genome assembly.
AUGAAUUGCAUAAAUGAAUAGAAAGAUGAUUUGUAUAAGGUUUUAGCUUUAUCUAAAACUAUUGAUGAAUAAACAUUCAGUUUGCUAAUUGAAACUUUUCGAAAAGAAAAAAUUUCAGAUUGUCUCUAAUAUUUUUCAAAAGAUGGCAAUUAAAAGAAAUUAGGAUAGUGCAUUGAUAAGUGUUAGAUGACAAUUUAAGGAAAAAAUCACAUUAAAUAAGCUAUUCAUAUUAUUAAAUAAAUAAAACAUCAUGACUUUAAUGAAAAUAAUUAUACCUCAGAAUAAUUUGUAGAAAGGAAACAAGAUUUAAUUAGAAAAAUAAAACAAGAAAAAUAUAUUAUUUAAUUUUUGAAAUUUCUUGUUCAUCUCACUGCUAUUGAUAACUAAUUCAUAUAAUGCGGAUCAAAUUCAUUUAAUUUAUUAGUAGAAAUGAAGGUUGAUUUAACUAAUCAAUCUUUUGAAAAUAUUAAAAUUAAAAAUACUUCAUUAAUGGGAGCCAAUUUUGCCAAAUGUAAUUUUAAUGGAUCUCAAUUUGAAAAUAUAAAUAUUAGUGGAAUUAAUUUAAAUGGGGCAUAACUAUUUAACUGUAAAUGGAGAAAUUUAAGGAUAAAUGAUCUAUAUAAAUCUGAUGGUCAUAGUAAAUGGGUUUCAUCAGUAUGCUUUUCUCCUGAUGGUGAAACAUUAGCAUCUGGUAGUGGAGAUAAGUCCAUCCGUAUAUGGGAUGCUAAGACAGGCCGAUAAAAAGCUAUAUUGGAGGGUCAUCGCAGCGCAAUCUAAUCAGUAUGCUUCUCUCCUGAUGGAACAACUUUAGCAUCUAGUAGUAUAGACAAUUCUAUUCGUUUAUGGGAUUUUAAGACAGGACAGUAAAAAGCUAAAUUGGAUGGCCAUAGUAGUUCAGUCUGGUCUGUAUGCUUUUCUCCUGAUGGAACAACUUUGGCAUCUACUAGUAUAGAUUAAUCUAUACGUUUAUGGGAUGCUAAGACAAGAAAAAAAAAAUAUAAAUUAAUUGAUAACGAUGGUCCUGUCUAUUCAGCAUGCUUCUCCCCUAAUGGAUUAACAUUAGCAUCUGGUAGUUGGGAUAAUUCUGUUUGCUUAUGGGAUGUUGAGACAAGACAAUAAAAGUCAAAGUUAGAAGGUCAUAGUUAUGCAGUCAAUUCAGUAUCCUUCUCUUCUAAUGGAUUAACAUUAGCAUCUGGUAGUGGAGAUAAUUCUAUUUACUUAUGGAAUGUUAAUACAGGACAAUAAUAAUCAAAAUUGGAUGGUCAUAGUGACUUUGUCAAUUAAGUAUGCUUCUCCCCUGAUUGUACUACAUUAGCAUCUGGUAGUGGAGACAAAUCUAUUCAUUUAUGGGAUGUGAUGACAGGACAACUAAAAUGUAAAUUAGAAGGUCAUAGCGGAAGAGUCCUAUCAGUUUGCUUUUCUCCUGAUGGAACUAAAUUAGCAUCAAGUAGUUAUGAUAAGUCCAUCCGUAUAUGGGAUAUAAAGGCAGGAAAAAGUACUUAAUUUUCAGAACGAAGUAUUUAUUUUAAAUAUAUAUAGUGAACACUAAUAUUACUAUUCUUCUUAUAUCAUAAUAAAUUACUUUAUCAGCUUAAGGAGCUUAAAUCUAUAAAGGAGAGUUUAUGAGUUAUUAAGGUGUAGAUUUAAGAACAUUUUUGGAAUAAAGAGGAGGCUAUUUAAUCGAAAGUUUAGAUGAUUUUUCUUCACAUCCUGUGCAAAUUUGA